Pocillopora verrucosa is the source of this 801-nucleotide messenger RNA. NCBI's taxonomy places the organism in Eukaryota, Metazoa, Cnidaria, Anthozoa, Scleractinia, Pocilloporidae. The record is from RefSeq and is a predicted model, not a curated record.
AUGUUUAAACUGACAGACGAUCUCUUUUUGCUUCAGCAACACGAGGAAGUUUAUUGCAGACGCUUUCCUCUUACCUGCCCAAACAGCUGUGGAAAGAAAGAAAUACCAAGGGAAGAGCUGCAAAGUCAUCUCUCAGAGAAAUGCCUAAUGUCAGAGGUGACUUGUCCCUAUGCAAAGGCUGGUUGCCCAUUUCAGGACAAAAGAGUUCAUCUCAUCGACCAUUUAGAGGCAAGCGUAGAGGAUCAUUUAGAGAUGACAUUUUCUUCGCUAUUGGCUGCGAAAACUGAACUGUCAGUUUGCCAUAAUGGAAUGACAGAGUUGCAACAAAAGUUCCAUGAAAGCGAAGAAAAUAAUCGGAAACUCUCACAGUUAGUGGAGGAUCAUCGUGAGCAGAUUCGUGAUUUGACCUUGGAGACGAAGCGCUUGGGGAUGGAAAACAUCCAACAAACGAAGACCAUUGAAGAAAAGUUCAAGAAAAAUUUCCUCCUAAUAGAACAAUGGAUGAAAGAUAUGAAUGGUAAAAUCGCCCAACAAGGAACAAAGAUAGAAGAAGUGCACCGGAAAAACCUUCAGCUAGAAAGGGAGAUUAAGGAGAAAAACAGCCGACAUCAGAAGACAUCAAACCCCUUUCAAAGGUUAUCAGAUGUACGGGAAACCGCUGCGGCGAUCGCAUUACACCGGUAUAACAAACAUCUGGACGACAGGAUAAUUACAAACUCAGCGAACCCCAUGAUAGGGUCACAGAACACCGCCGGGCUUCAAUUCAGGACAGAAAGCUUGAGUGAUACCACUGACUCUUAA